CCAGGUGAAUCUGAAACGGGCUCUCUCCUCAUCACCGCAUGCUCCAAGAGUGCCCUGCCUCCAGAGGAAACUCCAACCACCUCUGGACGAUGCGUGUCGCAGUGAGCGUGCAGGUCGAGGAGGUGUCCUCACACAAGAUGCCGUCCACUGCAGUAUUGCAGGACACUGGUGAUUCCUGGCCAGGGGAGCCAAUGGCCCAUCGUGUGGACAGGCCUGUGGAGGAGUCAGGAGAGAGGAAAGCCCCAGGGCCUUGGGACAAGCCACCUCCUGUCCCCAGAGAGGAGCCCCUGCCCCCCCAGGACUCAGGUGCUGGGACCCUGAGCAGCGCUGAGCAGAAACCUGCUGGAGCAGAGCCUGUGAAGCUGGAGCUGCAGAGGACUUGCCCAGGGGGACUGGAGGAGAGGGGCUUCCUGACACCUGAGCCUGGCCCAGUGCAGGAGGGGCAGGGCAGGCCUCCAAAGCACGGGCAGAGCCUGGAGCUCCGGGAGGUGUUUGAGGCCGUGGCAGUGUAUUUCACGCGGGAGGAGUGGGAGCUGCUGGAAGAUGAAGACAAGGUGCUUUACCAGGAGCAGAUGCUGAAGACUUACCAAGCCCUCGUUUCCCUGGGAUAUCGAGGUCCUACACCUGCCUUAAUCAGCAGCAUGCAGCAAGGACAGGUGGAGCUCUGGGUCUGUGACGAUGAGGCCUGUGGAAAAAUCUCAAUGUCAGAGGAGCUGCUGCUGGGAGGUGCCUGGCUGCUGAGCAGAGCCGAGGAGCAGACUCCUGCGGAGGGGCCUGCAGACCUGGAGCCAUCAUGGACUUCUCCGGGGAGUGUACAUGACAUGAACCCCCUGAGACCCAAGAAAGAGCACUGGCACAAGAGCACAGAGAGGCCCCAAAAGCAGACAGUGAAUGUAGCAGUGAACCAGGUACCGUCUCCAGUUGGGUGUGGGAGUGAAGACGGGGCAGAUCCCAGAAAUGGCCCUGGAUGCAGGGAAGAAUUUAUGGAGCUGAGAGAUGUAAAGAGCCACUGGAAAGAGGCACUGCAUCCAAACCAAGGCAGUGGGGAGGGCCUCAGAGGAAAGCAGGAGCUCACUGCUAUUCACUGGGGCAGAGCCCAACCCUGCGCUGAAGUCAGGAAAACCCUUGACUGCCCAUCACUCCUGGCUCUUCACAAGGUAAGGCAAAGUGGGGGGAAGCUCCACAUAUGCUUCAAGUGUGGGAAGAGCUUCACCCGAUUCUCCAACCUGACCCGACACCAACUCAUCCACACCGGGAAGAAGCCACAUCAGUGCUCAGAGUGUGGGAAGAGCUUCCACCUGUCCUUCUACCUGACCAAACACCGCCUCAUCCAUACAGAGGAGAAGCCACACCAGUGCUCAGAGUGUGGGAAGAGCUUCAGACAGCUCUCCGACCUGGCCCAGCACCGGUAUAUUCACACACAAGAGAAGCCACAUCGGUGCUCACAGUGUGGGAAGAGCUUCACACGAUUCUCCAACCUGACCCAACACCAGCUCAUCCACAGAGGGGAGAAGCCACAUCAGUGCUUAGAGUGUGGGAAGAGGUUCAAUCUGUCCUCCACCCUGACCCAACACCAGCGCACCCACACUGGGGAGAAGCCACAUCAGUGCUCAGAGUGUGGGAAGAGCUUCACGCGAUCCUCCGACCUGACCAAACACCAGCGCACCCACACAGGGGAGAAGCCACAUCAGUGCUCAGAGUGUGGGAAGAGGUUCAAGCUGUCCUCCUACCUGACCAAACACCAGCGCACCCACACAGGGGAGAAGCCACAUCAAUGCUUAGAGUGUGGGAAGAGGUUCAACCUGUCCUCCACCCUGACCCAACACCAGUGCACCCACACCGGGGAGAAGCCACAUCAGUGCUCAGAGUGUGGGAAGAGCUUCACCCGAUCCUCCGACCUGACCAAACACCGCCUCAUCCACACAGGGGAGAAGCCACAUCAGUGCUCCGAGUGUGGGAAGAGCUUCAGACAGUUCUUUGACCUGGCCCGGCACCGGCUUAUCCACACAGGGGAGAAGCCACAUCGGUGCUCAGAGUGUGGGAAGAGGUUCAGACAGUUCUCCGACCUGGCCCGGCACCAGCUUAUUCACACAGGGGAGAAGCCACAUCGGUGCUCAGAGUGUGGGAAGAGGUUCAACCUGUCCUCCACCCUGAUCAAACACAAGCGCACCCACACAGGGGAGAAGCCACAUCAGUGCUUGGAGUGUGGGAAGAAAUUUACCCGAUCCUCCUAUCUGACCAAACACCAGCUCAUCCACACAGGGGCGAGACCACAUUGCUCAUAGUGUGGACAGAGCUUAACCAGUUUUUCCCCCUCGUCUCUAGUGGGCAAACUGAGUUAUGCUCAGGCUCUUAGUGUAACCUUAGGCCUUCCUGGAUCUAAGCAAUUAAAUUGUAUGGAAUGCCUCACUGGGAAAACUGAGUGCUGUGAUUGGUACAGUGGGCUAACCAAGUACAGUAGUUUCCCUAGGAGGAAAGAAAACCAAGACCAGAACAGAAUUGGAGUACCUAUCUAACAAGGUGAGGUAAGAAACUCGAGGAUUGGGCAGUUUGAGAUGAGAAAGUUACAAAAGUAGUGGACAAACAAAGAGACUCUGUGUGUGUGUGUGUGUGUGUGUGUGUGUGUGUGUGUGUGUGUGUUUCCACCAUGGGGAGGCUGGAGCAUCCUUGGACUUCUGGCUUUGAGUAACAAGGAAUCCAUCAAGUAACAUCCCACACACCCAGCAGAGGAUCUGAGGCCGGUACCACUGAAGGUCAGUGAUGUAAUGUCUAAGGAACCGCUUGCCCAGUCGUAUUGCAAGGAUAAUUAUCUUGUAAUAAGCCUAGGGGUUACUAAUAAAAUUCAGUUGAUACCAA
Messenger RNA from Alligator mississippiensis (American alligator), 2856 nucleotides. Its product is annotated as zinc finger protein 436-like. Gene Ontology annotation, biological process: regulation of transcription by RNA polymerase II. Gene Ontology annotation, molecular function: RNA polymerase II cis-regulatory region sequence-specific DNA binding; DNA-binding transcription factor activity. The coding region runs from base 39 to 2285 and encodes 748 amino acids. The record is from RefSeq and is a predicted model, not a curated record. The transcript has 6 exons. Lineage: Eukaryota; Metazoa; Chordata; Crocodylia; Alligatoridae.